Messenger RNA from Panicum virgatum (switchgrass), 2243 nucleotides. Its product is annotated as F-box/FBD/LRR-repeat protein At1g13570-like. The coding region runs from base 237 to 1553 and encodes 438 amino acids. The transcript has 4 exons. Gene Ontology annotation, molecular function: protein binding. Lineage: Eukaryota; Viridiplantae; Streptophyta; Magnoliopsida; Poales; Poaceae. The record is from RefSeq and is a predicted model, not a curated record.
CAAACCAAACCUGAGUCCCUUCUCCCAAAAGCCUCCCAUGCCCCUCCUCCCUGCUCCGGCGAAAUGCAGAGAGAGAGAGAGGACUCUGGGCGCUUGAGCUGCUGCUCCAGCUCUAGCACCAUCCAGCGUCCUCGGCAUCUCCCCGCGCCCUGCCUCUCGCUCUCCUUCCCUCUGCUCCGCCGACCGGCUUGACCUCGACCUGUCCCCUCAUCGCUGUCGGCAGGGGCUCAGAAGCGAUGGAGCCCUCGCCGUUGCGGGUGGCGGCGGAGGCCGCCGACCCGCUGGCCUCCCUUCCGUCGCACUUGCUGGACGAGAUCCUCAGGCGCCUCGACAUUCGCGACGCCGUGCGCACCUCCGCGCUCUCCCGCGACUGGCGCCGCCGCUGGGAGUCCGUGCCCGGGCUCGCCCUGUCCUUCCCCGAGGACACGCGCCCCUGCGUCGUCGACCGCGUCCUCUUCCAAUACACCGGCCCCCGGGUCUCCCGCUUCGCCUUCCAAGUCGACGACGCGUCCGCCUCCCACGUCGACCACUGGCUCGUCGCGCUCUCCCGCCGCAGCGUCGAGUCCAUCUCCCUCCGACCUCACGCCCACUUCGACGCAGAGGACAUCAACCUCCACUCCUCCAUCUUCGCCUGUCCACAUCUCGUGUCCCUCCACCUAAAGUGGUGCGGCAUUCCGCCCCUCCCCGUGGGAUUCGCCGGCUUUCCUGUGCUUGAGGAGCUAUACUUUGCCUAUGUCACGUUCCCAGAUAACACGGAGAGGCAAUUGCAGGCUAUCAUUGGUGGGGCGCCGCUGCUUCGUGUCCUUUCUCUCCUCGAUGUGUACAACUAUGUGGACUGCGUGAUUGAGGCGCCCAAUCUCCAUAGCUUGACACUUGGUUUGGAGUUUGACAAUGUCUAUCAUUUUGGGGAGCUGCCGUGCCUCCACGAUGCCGAAAUCGUUUUGUCAGCUUUUUCGGAGCCGGGACAUAAUGUAGGAAGGUUCCUCGCCGGAGUUGUGCAUGUUCAGGAGCUCACUUUCAUCUCCUCGUUAGAUGAGGUUAAGAUCGAUGCAACUCCAUUCACCUUUUACAACUUGAAGAGCUUGAAACUAUCGACGCCCUUUACUGCCAUGAACCCUAUUGUAUUCGUGUUUCGCUUACUAAGGAGCUCCCCGAACCUUGAAAAACUUAAAAUACAGAUAGUAGAGGAGGGAAUGGUUGUAGAUUGGGAGUUCCUUAAUGCACAGUGGACUGAUGGCAUGUGCGCCAAACUUCAGAUUGUGCAGAUAAUUAAUGUUGCUACUCAUCGGUGGUUUCCAAUAUCUUUUAUGAAGCUUAUUCUCUCUAAAGCAAGCCUUCUUCGUACAUUGUCUGUGAAUGAAUGCCCAGGUUCUCAAGACGAUCCACUAAAUGACUUGCUAACAUGCAGAAGAGCUUCAGUUCAAGCUGAGGUUCUGUUUAAGGAAUCCAUACCCAAGUUCUCGGCCCUGUUUCUUUUCCGCGGCGCGGCACUGGAACAUUCUGGGCAACGCGCUCCCCACGCUGCGCCGCUGCCUGCCCACAGAAAGAAAUGAUGCCUCUCCAGACUUGACGAUACCCCUUUCAUUCCAGUGCUCUGCAUAUUCAGUUGACUCUCAAUUAACUCCUUUGGUUGAUGUUCUGCUAUGACCGCUUUGUUUACAUUAACUGCACUAUUAUAUGAAGUUUUACAGCCAGAACCACCAUCCAGUAGAACAAUACAACAAUGCUAAUUUUUCCCUGACAUAACUGUUCCCAUUCCAGUGUGGCUUCAGAUACAUACGGAGAAGCAGAACUUGGACUUGAUUCUAUUGAAAGCCUCACAUUUUCCUUCAUUGUUCACCAAUUACUCUGUUCCAUAUGGAUGUACGUUAUUGAGUUUUCAUAAUAGAGUGGGUUGGAUUGUGGUAGGUACAGGGAGCAAAAUAUGGAAGUAUAGAAAGUAAAAACUAUGUGUAGACAACAGAACAUUAUUGUGUAUUAGAUUCUCUGUUAUUCCUGUUCCAGUUUAGUUGAUAAAAACAUUUCUACAAAGGCGGCUAAUGGCAAUCCAACAUUUGCCUAGCCAGCACUACUCAUAUGCUUCCACUAACGGUUUAGGAAUUCGUAUCUUGGCAUAACCUUUUUACGAGUUUCUGUUAGAUGAUGAUUGGUCUACACAAGGGCAUUGGUCUCUGUAUGCCUUGCUAGAUUUGCUAUUUGCUUUAUGUUUGCUGUGAUGAAGUACACUUCACAGUAUGCUCUCC